CCACACCAAACCGCAACAAUCUUCACUCUGUGUUUGCGCAUGUCCCAAACUUAUCUCUUAGUCUCAUUCGACUACAAUUCAGAUUUAUUUCCGCAUUCCAGGUUUUGAACACUGUCUGGUGGAUUUUGAGUUCACGUCCAAGACUACUCCUGUUCGCUCUUAGUGCACAACGCAGACGGCGAGGACGGAUCUCUCCCACAACCACCGCAAUAUAUCGGCGAUGAAGCUUCUUGCUGCUAUGAUCCUUGCAGCUGGACUGCUGUCAGCUGUCCACAUUGUCCAUGCAGCGGAUCCUGACCCACUGCAGGAUUUCUGCAUUGCAGACAUUGCUGCCGGACCAGUUUCAAAUGGUUUCCCUUGCAAGUUGCCUGCACUUGCUUCUACAGACGACUUUGCAUUUUCUGGGCUUGCUGAAGCUGCAGAUCCCAGCGUAUCUGCUACCAACGGAACUGCAACCCUCGCCUUCGUCAGACAAUGGCCAGCUCUGAACACUCAGGGAUUGUCUCUCAUAAGACUCGAUAUCAAUCCUGGUGGCGUCGUCAAUCCCCAUACACACAACUUGGCCACCGAGAUUCUGUAUGUUUUGGAGGGAGAGAUGUAUACGGGAUUCGUCACCAACAACUUCGGAAACGACCCAACCAUAUCUAACAAGCUGUAUGCAAAGGUCGUGAAGAAGGGAGAAGCUUUCAUUUUUCCCAGAGGUCUGCUACACUUCCAGCUGAACAAGGGGAAGGUGCUUGCAUCGAGUCUGAACGUCCUGAACAGUCAGAAUCCUGGUAUUCAGCUCAUGCCUUUAGCUUUGUUCGGAAGUGGCAUCGACCGUGAAAUGCUGGAAAAGUCAUUCUUCAUGAAUGCGACUCAAGUUGCUGCGUUGGAAAACAUUUUCCAGUAGUGAAACGUAGAAUUACUGAGGUGCCAGGAGAAAUGUGAGAUUUUCCUGGUCUUAAAGAUAACCUGCGUGCUGGUGUAGAUAUUCCUAGGCUCAGUUACGGAGAAUUAUGUCCGACAGCCCAUUUAAUGUAGUUGGUUGAUCAGCUUGGUACAACAAUCAUCGAACUCAGGUGCUGAACGUUGAGUUCAUUCUUCACCGUUUGAAAUUGUACUUUCGUUCUAUACCUUUUUCAUAAACACCGUGUACUCCAACUCACAUUUACGUUGUCCUGAAUUCUACGCAUUGUGCUCAUUCCGCGAAAUAUCCAACUUCACAUUUUAUUCUGAUACCAUUAGUAACGAUUCAUUUCGGCAGAGUUUUGACAUGUACUUAGCUAUGGGCAACAGAAAACGUUCAUGAGACUUGAAAUACAAAGCAUGUGAUUGGUGACAGCAGUGACAUGUGUCAAGGUUGAUUCGGGGACUUCUACGUCUUGAUUACGAGGACAAACUGAAUGCCUGAAUCUGAUUAGCAGGCUUGCCCUCGGAAUGGAGCUGCAGAGGUGGAUCUGUAAUUCAGCUUCGUGUGAUGACGUUCUCGUUCAAUCACAAGCAUCAAGAA
This is a messenger RNA of Marchantia polymorpha subsp. ruderalis, 1492 nucleotides long. The record is from the annotation of a GenBank genome assembly. NCBI's taxonomy places the organism in Eukaryota, Viridiplantae, Streptophyta, Marchantiopsida, Marchantiales, Marchantiaceae.